Molecule: messenger RNA, 1660 nt
Organism: Cetraspora pellucida
Lineage: Eukaryota; Fungi; Glomeromycota; Glomeromycetes; Diversisporales; Gigasporaceae
Source: the annotation of a GenBank genome assembly
UAUAUAUUUUGAUCUUUGGGCGAUAAAUGAUGUUGAAUUCGUGUCGAAUGAUGCCGUCAUUCGAUAUGUUGGAUUUUCCAGUGUAAAUGAAAUCAAAAAGAUGUCGGAAGAACAGUAUACUAGUUUGAUAACUCAGCUAGAAGAACAAAUCACUUUAUGCACUACGAUCGCAGCACAUUACCUUAGAUCUGGAAAUAAAAAUCAAGCGAUUGCUUUUCUUCGCUAUAAAAAAGGCUUUUCCGCUGAUUUAACUUCUUUGAAAUCUUACCAGAAGCAUAACAAAGAUAUUCCACCAUUCCAUUAUCGAGACGUCACAUAUAAUAUUGAAAAUGCUUUUCUUGAAUUGUCUGCUAAUGAUAUGGAAGUUUGUAUUGAAAGGGCAUGGACUUUGGGAAACAAAGAGGUUAAUGGAAAAGACGUUGAGGCUUAUGUAAGUUGGGAUAUCGGUUGGCCAACCGAAGGUAGUUCAGGCGCUGGCAGUGGAAAAGGUGAUACAUCUGUUGCUAAGAGGAGUAUGGAUCCAGAAUUUAAUUAUAAAAAAAUAAUUAGUAUAGAACGAACAAAAUCAUUUCAACGAUUUAUUAGUAGAAAAAAGGCUACUUUUGAAGUAUUUCAUUAUAGAGGAUUUUUACGAAGAGCUAUUUCUCUAGGAAAAGCCCAAUUAAAAUUAGACUCGUUAACUGGAAAAGCUGAAAUUCACGAAGUUCUUGAUCUUGUGGACAACAAUCGUAGGUCAACAGGUGGUAAAUUGGAAGUUCGCCUACGUUUAAGGAAUCCCUUACUAAAGGCGGAUAUUAUACAAAAGACAGAAAAGUGGUUGGUCGUUCAUGGGUUCAACCUCAAUAAUCCUAUAGCAAAUACUCAAGUUUCGGUACCAUCACCUGAAGUAACACCCGUUAAAUCCAACUCCGUUACAUCGCAAUCAGAUCCACUAGGAUUAUCGACAGUAUCAGAUCCUUCUACACCAAUAAAACAAACACUUAAUAAGUCUAGUACACCAAGUGUUAAGAAGACUUCAAGCACGGUAGCAAACACUCCAUCUCAAGUUCAUAACACUCCAACUCUAGUUCAUAACACGGUAGCAAAUACUCAAACUCAAGUUCAUAACACGGUAGCAAAUACUCCAACUCAAGUUCAUAAUACGGUAGCAAAUACUCCAACUCAAGUUCAUAACAAACUACCAUCUCAGGUAACAACACCUGUGUCAAAACCUAAUCCAUCUGUGACUAAUAGUAAAGAUACACAAACAACAAGUAUUGAAGAAAACGAGUUGGAACUUGCAGAAGAUCAAUUAAAUAAUGUUGAUUUAAUUGUAUCUAGUGGCUUGCUCCAAGAAGAAAUUAAUAUUGUGAAUUCACAAAUAACAACAUUAGAAGCACGAGGAAAACCCAUUCCUGGUGAUUUGUCUGAUCGAAAGUCUGCACUUGAAAUUAAAACAAGUUUGAUGGAAAUUCAGGUGCAAACAGGUCAAUUAACAAUUGAUAAAUAUUUGGAACAAGUAAAAGAUAGUAUUGUUAGUUUCAAAAAAUUGGCUUUAACAUUUAAGAAAGCUGGUAAAAUUGAAGAAGCAAAGAAAGCUCUUGUAAAAUGUAAAGUAAUGGAAAAUGAAGUAAAACAAAUGGAAGAGGCUAUGGCUGGUGGUGAAACAGACGAUAAUUAA